AAAAGCCCCUUGUUUAAUGACACACGUCCCUAUCCUCAUUUUUUUCCUAAUCAAGAUUAGCUCUGAACUAGGGUUUUAUAUACUCCCCAACCUCGGUUCGAGACCACAUCUCAUUUAACUGAACAAAAUUUCAACUGUGUCAGAGAUAAUCUAUCCAUAUCUAUUUUUAGAACACUUCAAGUGUCUUUCCUCAUUUUCCGAUGGGAGACGCAGAGAAUUCUCUUCAACCCUCAAAGAAAAGGGGGGCUUUAAAGGAAAUAUCACGAGACAAUCCUGGUCUCGAUGAUGAUGAAAAUGAAGCUGAGCAAGAGACCGGAACUUUCAAGAAAGCAACUGAGGAGGUGAUGGCAAGUAGAAGAAUUGUCAAAGUUCGGCGCAGUCAAACUACUUCAUCUACAACUACACCUUCAGCUAAUCCUUUUGCAGCAAUUCGCUUGGUUCCUCCCACGGAGUCCAGUGUCUCCUCUGCUGUAACUACAAGUGAAGUUGAGAGUAAACCAGAAGGAAAAAAUGAUGUUGGUGAGGCAACUGAAAAGGAGAAAAGUGAUGUGAAUAAGGAAGAGAAGACGGAACCUGAGGGAACUGAAAAGGAGAAAAGUGAUGUGAAUAAGGAAGAGAAGGCGGAACCUGAUCAAAUUUGUAAGCCAUCAGAAGAUAAUGUUGAUGAAUCUAAUGUUGUGAAGGAGAAAGUUGAAAUAGCUAGUGAGCCUGACAAACCUGAAUCUGCUGAAGAGAAGGUGGCAGAUGAUGAGAAAAUCGAGGUUGAAACCAAGGAAGGAACAGUAGUUGAGAAGAGUGAAAAUGACAGUAAGAAGGAUGUGGAAGUUGAGAAAACAGAAAAUGAAGCGGGUGGUGAGAAAAGUGAGAAGGGUACAGAAACUGCUUCUUUUAGCUCAUUCCAACAACUUUCAAGUAGCCAAAAUGCUUUUACAGGAUUUGCAGGGACUGGGUUCUCGGGCACUACGUUUUCAUUUGGAGCUAUUUCAAAAGAGGGAUCUCCUCUAGGUUUUGGUUCUGGAUCCGGUGCUGGUUCUGGUUCUCUCUUUGGAGCAAAAAGUGACCAGUCACCUUUUGGACUUAAUCUUCCCACUAAUGGAAAUACUUCUCUGUUUGGAAACUCGGGGUCAUCCAUUGUGAACAAGGGUGAGGGUACUGGAUUUCCUUCCAAAGAAGAGGUCACUGUCGAAACAGGGGAGGAGAAUGAAAAGGCCGUGUUUACAGCUGAUUCCGUGCUGUUUGAAUAUCUCGAUGGAGGGUGGAAAGAGCGGGGGAAGGGAGAACUAAAGGUCAAUGUUUCUACAACAGGGGCUGGAAAAGGUAGACUUGUUAUGAGGACCAAAGGAAAUUACAGGUUGAUCUUGAAUGCCAGCCUUUUUCCAGAAAUAAAGCUCGCUAAUAUGGAGAAAAGAGGGGUUACUUUUGCUUGCUUGAAUAGUGCUGGUGACGGAAAAGGAGGACUUUCUACAAUUGCUCUGAAGUUCAAGGAUGCAUCCAUUGUUGAAGAGUUUCAAGCUGCUGUAACGGAACAUAAAGGUACUACUACUGGUUCUUUGAAGACACCUGAAAACUCUCCCAAAGCUUCAGAUGAUUGACAUUGCAGUAUAGAUGCAUAGAGACUAUUUACGUCAUGGGAAUGUGCCCUACUAUUUUCUUUUAGUUGCAGAGAAGAAUAGGAAGGAAGAGAGAAUAUUUUGUCGAGAGGUAAGAGACUUGUAAUCCCACAUACUUAGUGGACUAUAUCGAUUAUGGUGCACUGCUCAUCUGUUGUAGACCUUUACUCAGCAAUUUUAAUCCAUUUCCUCUCUUUUUUCGGA
This is a messenger RNA of Lycium ferocissimum, 1814 nucleotides long. RefSeq names its product nuclear pore complex protein NUP50A-like. Bases 201 to 1592 code for a protein of 463 amino acids. Gene Ontology annotation, cellular component: nuclear pore; cytoplasm. Gene Ontology annotation, biological process: intracellular transport. Gene Ontology annotation, molecular function: GTPase activator activity. The record is from RefSeq and is a predicted model, not a curated record. The transcript has 2 exons. Lineage: Eukaryota; Viridiplantae; Streptophyta; Magnoliopsida; Solanales; Solanaceae.